AUGCCAAUCUCUUUUGAAGGAUUAGAAUAUACUCGUUACACUUUCAAGACUUUGAAGACUUAUGAUACUGGAGGAUGUCGUGCGGAUGUUUAUUUGCCUGACUCUAGCUUACCUGGACCUUAUCCAAUUGCGCUUCACUUUCAUGGUGGUGGUUUCACCUUUGGUGAUACUGCCGUUCUACAAGAAGGUCAUCAGAAAUAUCUCCUUGAUAGAGGUUUCGCUGUUGUAUCUGCUGAAUAUCGUAUGAGUCCUCAUGCCGACUUUGCCGCUCAACGUGAAGAUUGGGUCGACGCUUACGCUUGGGUCGUAAAUGAUUUGGGCAAGAUUACCGGGGGUAAAGUUGAUGGCUCUCGAGUUUUCGUAUUUGGUGCUAGUGCAGGUGGAACCGCUACUUUGUUUCUCGGAGUAGAUAUUCCAGGUGCCGGUCUACCUCCUCCUAAAGCACUUUACCCUUGUUAUCCUUUGACCAACUGGGAUUUACUCACAAACGGUUCGGAGCCUUACUCGAACUAUGAAGAACAUCUCAAGUCGAGACCGGCGGAUGUUCAAGAAGCUAUCAGACGACUUAUUGCUGGUCCCGGUACUACCGGUUAUGAUAUUGGUACUUUGAAAAGUCCUUGGACUCCUAAUCCGGAGAUCAAAGAUACCCCACGUAUGACUUGGUUUACUUUUGUUCGUGAAACGGGAAUGUUCCCUUCUGCCAUUCUUGGUGAAGAUGUACCUCCGUCAUCUCGUCAUGUUCUCCUACCGUUGAUUCCUUCGAAUUACCCUCCGACCAUCAUCUUAAACCCUACGGCUGAUACUACCUUGAGUCCAAAGAACUCGACUGAUCUUUACGAUCGACUUCAAAAAUUGGGCGUAGAAAGUAAAUUGGUCACUGUGCAAGGUAUGGAGCAUGGAGAAGUUGAACUCAUUUCGGAAGAAGGACGUGCGGAAUGGGAAAUUCGUUUCCGUGAAAUUUUCGCUCCUGCUUUGGAUUGGUGUAUUGCCAAAUGUCAGUAG
Molecule: messenger RNA, 1002 nt
Organism: Tremella mesenterica DSM 1558
Lineage: Eukaryota; Fungi; Basidiomycota; Tremellomycetes; Tremellales; Tremellaceae
Exons: 6
Coding region: 1-1002 (333 amino acids)
Molecular function (GO): hydrolase activity
Source: RefSeq, a predicted model, not a curated record